AUGCAAAAGAAGAUUUACGACCCGAAGACAGAUAUUAUAGUUGAAGGCUCUGUGGGAGAGCGGCUUUAUGUCCUCGCUGCUGGAAAAGUUCAGGUGCUUCAAAAUGAACGGGUCGUACAUAAUCAAGGCUCGGAUACAGGCGGAAUCGUUCUUGGAGAACUCGCCUUACUGUACAAUUGCAGAAGAACAGCUACAGUGCGUGCUCUCACGACUUGUACCCUUUGGUUCAUCGACCGAUCGACUUUCAGACAAAUUAUGGUGUCUCAUAAUCAAACCCAGCGGGAAAUGCACAAAUUAUUCCUUCGAAAAGUAUCGCUGCUCAAGACUUAUUCCGACAGAAAGAUAAACAAACUUGUCGAUGCGAUGACAGUUGAAGAGUUUCAGGAUAAUGACGUCAUCACCCGUGAAGGAUCAUACGGUGAUGUUUUCUACAUCAUUCUCGAAGGCCAAGUUGAAGUCACGAAAAAACAAGUUGGCUUUAUCCGAUCCCUCUCCGGCGGUGAAUAUUUCGGAGAAAAAGCCCUUCUGAAUGAAGCCUCAAUCAGAACAGCAACAUGUACGGCGAUCGGCCUGGUGAGAUGCCUGACACUUGACCGUGACGCUUUUGUGACGCUUAUUGGAACAACUGCCGAGCGAAAUUACGACGACGAUCAUAAGCUGUCGAUUUCAUCAAAUAGCUCAGCUGAGUGUCUCACUCCACUGACGCCAACGGGCGCCAUGAUGAUCCAGAGUCUACCAAGCUUUUCUGAUGUUCGGCUUACUGAUCUCAAGCCCCUUGGAACUCUCGGAGUUGGUGGAUUCGGGCGAGUUGAACUUGUCAAGUGCCUGAGGGCAUUGCCCAAUAAGGGCACAAAGCUCCCCUCAAGCUUCGCACUGAAAGUCAUGAGAAAAGAACACAUCGUCGAAACAUCUCAAGAAAAGCACAUAUUCAACGAGCGGGACAUUCUAUUUUCAAUAGAUACAAAAUGGGUUGUCCGUCUUUACAGAACCUUCCGGGACAAAACCUUCAUAUACAUGCUGAUCGAGCCUUGUCUUGGUGGAGAACUCUGGACAGUUUUGAGAAACAAGGGCAGUUUUGCUGAAAAAUGGGCGCGAUUUUAUACUGCUUGUUGUGUUGAGGGUCUUGCAUAUCUUCAUUCGAAACACAUUAUUUACCGAGAUCUGAAGCCGGAAAAUCUGGUUUUGGACAAUCGCGGCUACCCAAAGCUCUGCGAUUUUGGCUUUGCUAAGAAAAUAAAGCCAGGACACAAGGCUUGGACUUUCUGCGGAACACCCGAAUAUGUUCCUCCUGAAAUCAUUCUCAACAAAGGCCACGAUUUUUCGGCAGAUUUCUACGCGCUUGGCAUCUUUAUUUUCGAACUUCUCACUGGCAAUCCUCCUUAUAAUUCCGCAGAUGCUAUGAAAGUUUACAGGAUGGCUUUGAAGGGCUUGGAGUCGUUCCCCUUCCCUGUUGAUAAAAUCAGCAGAUCAGCGUCGCAGAUUAUCAGGCAUUUGGCGAAAGAAUUUCCUUCAGAAAGAUUGGGCAAUGGAAGAAAUGGAAUUCAAGAUAUCAAACGAAAUAAAUGGUUCACGGGCUUCGAUUGGGAAAGUCUUUCGAGUCAAACAAUGGAGCCACCAUAUCUUCCCCAAGUUUCAUCCGCAACCGAUUUGACGAAUUUCGACCAGUUCGACGAUCCAGAAGACGACUUCAUGGCUGGAGAUAACGCUGAAGAGAGCGGCUGGGACAAAGAAUUCUAA
Messenger RNA from Oikopleura dioica, 1737 nucleotides. The record is from the annotation of a GenBank genome assembly. NCBI's taxonomy places the organism in Eukaryota, Metazoa, Chordata, Appendicularia, Copelata, Oikopleuridae.